AUGUUUGGAAUCGAUCAUCGCUCAGCAAGCGCCCUCACAUCAGCGUUCACAUCUACAGGCGCACCUCUCGACCCGAAUCAUCCAGACGUCGUGCCGCCUUCUGGUGCUAAUGGCCAGCCAGACAUCCAAGGCCCAGGUGGGCAUCAUGGACACAAGCAUGGCGGCGGCUUCCUCAAGCAAUGGGGCAAGCUCCUUGGCGUGGAUGCCUUUAUUGAGACAGCCACGGGCCGUGGAGCUGCCGCUGGCGGCAAGAACAAGCGGCGGAAGAAGAACCCAUACAGCCGUGGAUGCAUUACGAACUGCAAGGACUUCUGGUGCGACCCGGCCCCUGUCUUUGGCCAGCGGGAGCUUGGUGCGGCGAUGCUCGAUGGCCAGGUCGUCAAUUACACUGAGAUGUACGAGAGCCCAUCUUUAAUGACGAUAGGCGGUCGGUCCAUGGGGGGAAGGAGAGGAGCCUAUGAGGCUGUCGCUAGUGAGGAGGUGUAA
Molecule: messenger RNA, 486 nt
Organism: Phaeoacremonium minimum UCRPA7
Lineage: Eukaryota; Fungi; Ascomycota; Sordariomycetes; Togniniales; Togniniaceae
Product: putative palmitoyltransferase akr1 protein
Exons: 1
Coding region: 1-486 (161 amino acids)
Source: RefSeq, a predicted model, not a curated record